AUGACCACCGAGCCCUUGGGAGAGGCCAAAGCCAACAACAGGCCUGCACAUGAUCUUUCUGAGGCUGCCUUGAACAACCAUGCCAGCGAAAACUCUACAGACUUACCUGGAGAGUCUGAGACUCCAGGUAUCCUGCCUGAUGAUGGCCUGCCAUUAGACUUGACUGCAAAACUCAGUGAAGAGGAGGAUGUGGACCGGGCCUCGGUGGCAGCGACCAUUGCCACAGAGCAGGAUGAUGACGAUCCGGUCUCCGAUCCGACUGCCGCCUUCAUGGGCCAGGAUGACGACCAGGCCAUCUCCAUAGAGCAGGAUGUAGAGCCUGUCAGCCCCAUGCCUACUCCUCGGGACAGGGAGGAAAGCCCAGAUGCUCCACGCCGUCCCCAGGAGAGCCCUGAAGAGGAAGAGAUCACAUCUCUGCUGUCCCAAGACCCAGGUAUGCUGCAGAUGUUCGUGGGCUUCCAGAACCCGGUGUGGGAUAGGCUGGCUGAGAAUAACCGUGCAAGCUGGAGCCGCACAGUUUCCCCAAGUGACUCACAGAGCCAGGAAAAGACACCAGGAAAGCCAGAGAUGGCUACAAAUGCUGAAGCCCCACCUGUCCUGCCUGACAGCGUCCAGACUUCUACGGAAGAUCCUGACCCACCCACUUUGGAUAUCAGUGGUCCUGACCAACAGCCCACGAGUAGCACCAAGUCCGUCGAACAGGAAGCUGAAGGUCUCGAGGCCUUGAACCCUGAGAGCAAAGAUAUAUCCCCAGAGCAGACUGACUCAAGGAUCCCUCAGACCCCACUUUCCCCAGGCUCCCCAGCAGGCAGUGUGCCUCCAUCUCCGGAACCUAGCCAGGAGGCCCUGGGCAGGAGCAGACUGGAUCCCAGUCUGUACAGGCCUAAUGUGGAAAAUGACUACAUGCGCUCCAUGACCAGCCUGCUGGGUGGUGGAGAGGGCUCCAUCAGCUCCCUUACAGACAUCCUGGUGUGGUCAGACACAGCCAGAGGCAUGGGGAUGGCUUUAGGCUUCCUGACCUUGGGGCGCAGCUCUCCAGCUGAGAGGCUACAAGAUGAGGGUCCCAGCCUUCGCACUGUCUCCAGCCUCUUGGGCCAUGCCAGGUCAGCUUUCUCUUCUGGGCUGGCAGCUGGAACUGGCUCGGCCCUACGCUCUGUCUCACACUUGCUGGAGUCUGUGGAGAGAAGGACCGUGGAAGGCAUCCGCUCAACUGUGCGCUACCUGGCCAAUCACUUGACCCAGCGCUGGGCCCGAACUAGCCCCAGCAGUGACUAG
Psammomys obesus (fat sand rat) is the source of this 1275-nucleotide messenger RNA. RefSeq names its product testis expressed 44 (gene Tex44). The record is from RefSeq and is a predicted model, not a curated record. The transcript has a single exon. NCBI's taxonomy places the organism in Eukaryota, Metazoa, Chordata, Mammalia, Rodentia, Muridae. Bases 1 to 1275 code for a protein of 424 amino acids.